This is a messenger RNA of Penicillium pulvis, 570 nucleotides long. RefSeq lists its product as uncharacterized. The record is from RefSeq and is a predicted model, not a curated record. Bases 1 to 570 code for a protein of 189 amino acids. The transcript is spliced from 2 exons. NCBI's taxonomy places the organism in Eukaryota, Fungi, Ascomycota, Eurotiomycetes, Eurotiales, Aspergillaceae.
AUGUCUGCUACGAACGUGAAAGGUGCAAGGGCAGAGGUGAAUUAUCGCCCUCUCGACAUCUCCAAGAACGAAAUUCAUUUACUCUCUUUCGAGAACACUACCCCAAAGACCCCAAUCCGGCUCAGUCUACAUUACGUAUCCUUGAACGACUACCACCUGAGCCACGCAUGGGGAGAUUGUGAAGAGGAGAAGGCCAUAAUCCUUUUAGACGACGUCGAAACAGCCGUGACGAAGAAUCUAGAAGGAGCUCUACAAGACCUGCGAUCUAGCGUCGAGUGCCAGCUCGACAUGAAGAUGUGGAUCGACGCUCUGUCCAUUGAUCAGGCCGAUAUUGAUGACCGAAACAAACAUGUCUUACGGGUGAAAGAUAUUUUUGGCGGUUCAUUCUGUGUCACUGCUUCUGUCAAGGACAAGGGCUCGCGGGAUGAUAGACGCCCAAUGAGCCAACUGCUGACUUCCACAGGACAAGGUCUACGGCCUACAAAUGCCAUGGCAAUCGUUUACAGCCGAGAGACAGAGGAGAUCCUUGCCGAGUUUUGUUCUCUGGUCCCAGAAUGGCUAUUUACUUAG